AGAGAAAUUACAAUGGAAACAGAAGAAGAAGAAGACAAAGAAAAAGCUGUUUUAUAGCUUUGAUAUAUAAUGGGUGAGUGGGCAUUACAAAAAAAUAUAUAUCAAAGAAAAAUAUCAAUAGGCAGACAUAAAUGGGGAGGGACAGACUUAAAAAUGAAAGAAGUGAAGCUUGGUUUGAUUCACACAAUGACCAGGGCCAAUAGGAUAAACCCUCCCAGUCUUGAGGAGGGAAGGGGGUGGUGGGGAAUCAAACUAAGGCAGGCUUUACAGUGAGUCAAACACUCAAAGACUGACUACAGACAGUCUCUGCAGCACUAAGAUAUGGGCUUACUGUGACUGAAACCUGGAGCUUCUCUCUUGAACCUGAACGACAGAAAAGACUAAAAAAGGAAACUUAGAUUGAGAGCAAAGUAGGAAAGAGAUACAACAGAUACUUGUCUGGGAAGAUGGAAAACUGACCGCGUCCAAGACUUUGAAUCUUCAGUGUGGGGGGAAAAAGAGGAGUAAGGACAAGCCUGAGGAUACUACAGAUUAUGUUGCCAUGGAAACCAAAACCUGGAAGCGGACGCAAGGACCACUGAAGGUGGACAACCUCCCUUGACUGCAUCCUCAACACGUUACUGUCCCGCUGCGCACUGUGGUGAGAGAAUGCUGUGGAGAAUAACUAUCCCGGUCAUACUGGCUGGGGUGCUCUGCAUCACCGCAGAGACCAAAAAGCCCCGUCCACAAGGAGCCAUCCCAUCCCCACACAAGACCAAAGGGAACCUGUCCUCAGAACGUCACCAUCGGCUAUUGCAGCAGAAACCAGAGGUGCUUUCCUCCAGCCGGGAGGCCUUGGUGGUGACAGAGCGCCGCUACCUCCGCAGAGACUGGUGCAAGACCCAACCACUCCGUCAGACAAUCAGCGAGGAGGGCUGCCGCAGCCGUACUGUGGUCAACCGCUUUUGCUACGGCCAGUGUAACUCCUUCUACAUCCCUCGCCAUAUGGGUCCCAGCUCGGGUCAGAGCCAAAAUCGAGGCCAAGCCUCAGGCUCUGGAAGGAAAAGCCACAACAAGGCCCAGGAGCCGUUCCAGUCCUGCUCCUUCUGCAGGCCCCACCGCAUCACGCAGCUCACAGUGCAGCUGGACUGCCCAGACCUGCAGCCCCCUUUCAGACACCGUAAGGUGCAGAGGGUCAAACAGUGUCGCUGCAUGUCUGUGGAUGUGGGCGGCCACGGGAAACUGUGAAGGACAUAAGACGUCUUUGAACUGACAUUAUUACAUAUUGUCAAAGGCAGACUUUGCAGAACAAGGACAGGCACCAAGUUGAACUAUUCUGCAUCGCGUUGUACAAAUAAUGGCCUGUCCCAAGAUAAAAAUGACAUGAAACAUGAAACUGGUAUUAUUAAACAAAGGCAAAGUGAUGCUGUUGAAAGACUGAUUUAAGUGGCUGUGUGAGAGACACUUAUAAUGAAACAGCCAUUGUUCAACAUUAAACAAGUUUUUCCUGUGUGUUAUUUGAAAAGAAUCAUAUUUACCUGGCUAUUUGUACAUUUGUCACUGUGCCUCGGAGUUUUCAAACCACAAAACAUGGACACUACUGAUAAGUCAGUGUGUGUUUAAUAAACUGUAGAAAUAGUGAGACCUCUUUAAAGUGUUUCUGUAAUAUGACGUUUUGGAUCUAGAGCAAUUACACAGUUUGCCAGCAAUGUGUUUACCUGUACGAGAAUGUUGACAUGUGUUACAAGGAUUGUAUCUGUUAUCCUGUGUCUUUUCCUUAACAUUUAAGAUGCCCCAAAUGAUACACGAAUUAAUGUCAAGGAAAAGAUUUCAAGAAACAUGAAGCAACGCAGCCAUGACCAGUGGCAUCCACCCGCUUGGACACAAGCCUGGCUGUACAGUGUACAUUUGCCACAAAUAUACUAGCCAGUAGGUAAAACAUACUGCAGCAUGUGUAAUGGAGGUGCAAUGCAAUUAUAUACAAUAUCUAUAUUUUAUGUAUGUGUGUAUGUAUGUAUGUGAAAAGUAUAUUAAAUCUAUUUCAUAUAAAACA
Messenger RNA from Larimichthys crocea (large yellow croaker), 2032 nucleotides. It is a transcript of the gene grem2a, whose product is annotated as gremlin 2, DAN family BMP antagonist a. Gene Ontology annotation, biological process: animal organ morphogenesis. The record is from RefSeq and is a predicted model, not a curated record. Gene Ontology annotation, molecular function: receptor ligand activity; BMP binding. The transcript is spliced from 2 exons. The coding region runs from base 649 to 1227 and encodes 192 amino acids. Lineage: Eukaryota; Metazoa; Chordata; Actinopteri; Sciaenidae.